Messenger RNA from Panicum hallii, 1871 nucleotides. Its product is annotated as FBD-associated F-box protein At4g10400-like. Gene Ontology annotation, molecular function: protein binding. NCBI's taxonomy places the organism in Eukaryota, Viridiplantae, Streptophyta, Magnoliopsida, Poales, Poaceae. The record is from RefSeq and is a predicted model, not a curated record. The transcript is spliced from 4 exons. The coding region runs from base 334 to 1530 and encodes 398 amino acids.
GUCUCAACGGACACAGCACAACAGCAGCCCCUCCAAUCCACUGCAGAUGCCGAACCGCCGCCGCCCCUCGACGCCGGCGCCGGACCCCGCCCGCGACCCCGCAGCGAGGGAUCACGCGACCCGUCUCUACACGCCACCACCGGCCAGGAUCGCGCGUGGAGACGCCUCCGCCCCCAACAGAUCUAGCGGUCAGCUGCCGGAGCGAGCGUAGCCUACUCCUGUCUGCUCCCUCGACCCCCAUCGCUGGCUCUCCAAUAGGGCCGCCCCGAAUCCCAGCUCAAAUACCCCCUUUUUCUCCGAGACAAUAUCCGUGUGCAGCAGCUGCUUGAUUGAAUGCCCCUGAUGAAGCAAGCUCUUCCAGGAAUAGGGAUGCGUAGCUCUAACUGCCAGAAGAGUGCCCCCGACAGAAUCAGCGCCCUACCGGAUGAAUUGCUGCUUCAUGUCAUGUACGUCCUAACCCUGCAGGAGGCAGUGCAGACAAGCCUGCUUUCACGGAGGUGGAAGAAUCUCUGGGCAUCUUUGAUGUGGCUCAAUUUCGACGCGGCCAAGUUCAGCAGCAUGAGAACUUACAGAAAGUUUGUCGACAAUGCGCUCCAGUACCGAAGCUCUUUGCCGAUGCUGGUGCCACUGGUUGCAUUUUGGAUUUCUACUGUCUGCAACAACUCUGAUGAUUCCCUUGACUACUCUGACAUCCAGCCAUGGAUUCACCAUGCCCUUAAUAGCAAGGCCUGGGCUCUAGGCAUACUGAAGCAUUCCGGCCCCAAGCCCCUUUCUAUGGAGGGUUAUCCCUUUCCUUUCACCUCGGUGUACUUGAAAAUUUUAGGCCUUUCCCAUUGUUUUAUAGAUGACUGGUUCGUCCAGAAUCUCUCUUCCUGUUGCCCGGUGUUAGACGACCUAGACUUGAUGAGUUGUGCCAUCCAUGUCACCAUGUUCUCGUCAACCGCAUUGAAGAGUUUGGCCAUUACCAGCACACAAUAUAGAGUUUCAGUAGCUUGUGAUAGAUAUGCCAAACCUAGUCUCCCUGAGCCUAGAGGAGAUUCCGAGAAGAAUUAUUCACCUCAUGCAUGUGUCAUCAGUGAAAACAGCCUCAAUAUACCUGUUCUCACUCUCUUUUGGACACUCGCAGGUUCAGUGCAGUAUUCUCAGUGCUUUUUCAAAUGCCACCAGCUUGAUCUUCCAAGGUGUUUGACAUUCAGUAAACUGAAACAACUGCACCUUGGCGGGUGGUUUUUGAGUGGUGGGUGCUAUCCACUAAUAUACUUGCUUCGGCGCUCUCCUAACACAGAAAAACUUAUCCUGCAACUUGACACAAGUGGAGCUGAUGAUUGUGCGAGGCUUGCAAAGGCUUAUGCUGAAAUAUAUCCUACGUGCAAGGAAGCAGCAGCAACGUUUGGCUUUGGAAAGCUUAGAAAAAUCAGGAUCUACUGCCAUCUGCAGAGGGAUAAAAAAAGAGCUGCGAUCAUCAUGCUCGCCCUGUCAACCCAUAUUAGCCCUCUCCCUAGCAUUAAAGUCAAGCCCCUUCCAGUUUAGGAUGGGAUCUGGAUUUGGUGACCAGGUAGCUAUCUGACCAUGGAUUAGAGCUUCUGACACCUGGAAGACUUGUUCCUUCUCCCCCUGAUGACAGUAUCUAUGACUUAGCUAGUGUGACUGCCUGUGCCCAACUAAUGUCUCCGUUAGCGACUUAGUGUUUUUGUUUGCUGCUUUUAUCUUUCUGAUGGCCUUUUUUGGCGCAAAACUGGACUUCGCCAUUAUUUUGGGAAGCAUCUUGUAGUUGUCUGUCUGCCAAUUCAUGUCGCCAUUACUGGCGCGUUGGAGCUAUGAUGUCCGUGAAAAUCAUGUGCUUGUAUCCGGUGGUUGUUCAGUUAUGGUGU